This is a messenger RNA of Ixodes scapularis (black-legged tick), 6795 nucleotides long. RefSeq lists its product as uncharacterized. Bases 1 to 6795 code for a protein of 2264 amino acids. The record is from RefSeq and is a predicted model, not a curated record. The transcript has 3 exons. Gene Ontology annotation, biological process: DNA integration. NCBI's taxonomy places the organism in Eukaryota, Metazoa, Arthropoda, Arachnida, Ixodida, Ixodidae. Gene Ontology annotation, molecular function: nucleic acid binding.
AUGGCCAUAUUAAAGGAAAUCUGGACAGAAGAGCACCUUGACGAAAACACGAAGACCUCGUACGGCUACAUGGUCGAGCUCCGCCAGCGCUUAGAAGACACUUGCCGGAUAGCACAGGAGCAGCUCAGAAAGGCGAAGAUAGUACAGAAGAAGUACUACGACAAGAAGACGAGAGUGCGCCAGCUAGCUGUUGGAGACAAGGUUCUACUUCUUCUCCCCUCCGAGAACAACAAGCUGAUCCUGACCUGGAAGGGCCCCUUCAAGGUUUUGGAGAGAAGAAAUGACAUCGACUACGUCAUUGAUCUGGGAACAAGAAGUAGUCUAUUCCAUAUUAACAUGCUGACAAAGUACGAAGAGAGACCGGUUUCUAACCAACCACCGCAGCAUGCCUCAGUCGCGGUCCAGCACGAGGAAGUAGAGGAAGAGGACAUACCUUCUGUGACACUCCACAAGAAGGAAACUCACCAGGAUGUGAAAGUCUCGAACGACCUAACAGCCUCUCAACAAGCGCAGGUGUCUAUCCUCUUGGCUGCGCACAAGGAAAGCUUCACAGAUGUCCCAGGAAAGACCUGCCUGGUGGAGUGCAAACUGAAGACCACCACCGACAUUCCUAUUCGAGUACAACAAUACCCGAUAUCGUUCGCUAUCCAAGAAGCGGCCUCGCCACCUUGGUUCAGCUCGAACUCGAACGCGGGACGCCGCCACGCAAGCUUGGACGAGAUGGACCCUUCGGACGGGGACUCGGCGGCUGGUCACGUGAGUGAGAACGCCAUAAAGGAUCAACCGCCACAAGACUCGAGACCGCGAAGAAAAAAAACGUUGUCGCAGAAGGCCUUGCUUAACUACGAAGCGAACCGGGACGAGCAACGUCAAAAGCUCGACUGCGUCUGGGAGCGCAUCGCAAACGAUCUUCGGGAAGUUGAACAGGCUACAAACGCCGAAACGCAGCAAGCGGCGACGGGCCGUAUCCGAAAAGAGUACGGUCGUUACCAAGCGCUGUCGGAACGCUACGUGGCCUACUUGUCGGGGAUCAACGCGGAACAAAGCCAGCUAGAGCUAGCCCUUCAGAAGACAACGGAUCGCGACAGAGCUCGCGCGGUUCAGAAAGCCUUGAUGGACACCGGAAAGACGCCCGACCGCGCCACGAAGUCUCGGGACUCGGAACACGCUAACUCGGAGCACUCGUCGAAGUCUGCCGGGCCACGACUUCACGGCUCGAGACGUUCUGGAGGAUCGACGCGUUCGGAACACUCGAUUGCGACCACGACAAGCACGGCUGCAACGAGGGCACGCGCCGAGGCCGCAGCGGCGCGCACUCGUGCUUCUUUCACCAGAAAGGAAGUGGCCAUGAAACUCGAAAGAGCAAGGCUCGAAGAAAAGGAGAAGAGUGCGGCUGCGGCUAACGAGCGCAGAAAAGCAGAACUAGACGCUGAGUUACAGAUCCUACAGCUGGAAAGGGAAGCGGCUGCUAUGGAAGUUCAAGCAGAAAUCCUGCAAGCAGCUGCAGAACAGCACGGCGGGGAGCAUCGCUCUGACCGAACCAUCUCAGAUGUAUCAGAAGUCCGUGCUCAGCGCACUGUAGACUAUGUGCACAACCAGGCUGCCGUCCACGAUGGCUCAAACGAACUGCCUGCUGGGCAGGUUGCCCCAGAAUUGAGUGGUGUGCUGAAAUACCUGGUCCGUCGAGAUUUGAGUAUGGAAAGCCACAUUCAAAGUAUGGUGCAAACUCUGGAAGUUACGGCAAAUGAAGAGUUAGAUCUUCUCGUGAACUGGCUGGGCCGUGAGUCUUCGGUCUAUGCAAAGAGGCUGCGUUCAGUACAUGUCGACAACCCCGCGGCGGGGUUAGAGAUAGUCUGGGAAAGACUGGAGGACUGCUACGGGCGACCCGAAGUAAUAGAAGAUGCGCUCUUCAAGAGGAUCGGAAGCUUUCCUAAAUUCUCCGACAAAGACACUCACAAACUACGGGAACUGGGAGAUCUGCUUCUGGAACUGGAAGCCGCAAAAGCUGAUCCCCACUUGACAGGACUCAGCUAUUUGGAUACGGCAAGAGGGGUGAACCCCAUCGCGGAGAAGUUGCCACACCGUCUCCAAGAGAUGUGGAUCUCGAAAGGCUCAAGGUACAAAGAAGAUCAUCACAUCUCUUUUCCCCCUUUCUCGUUCUUCUCGAAGUUUGUCCGAGACCAGGCCAGGAUGCGGAACGACCCGAGCUUUGCUUUUGGCACAACGGGAAGCACCUUUCCGAGGUUCCCAAAGAAUGAGAAGGUCACGGCAAGAGAAGGCUUCAGAAACACGCCCGUUUCAGUCCAUGCGACCGACGUUACUCCAGAAGCCGUCGACCAUUAUUCGCCAGCCACAGCCGAGAGGAUGGAGGACCCUAACAGACAGUGCCCGCUUCACAAGAAACCUCACCCUCUACGAAAGUGCCGUGUGUUCAGAGAGAAACCACUGCAAGAACGCAAGUCUCUGCUGAAACAAUUUGGGAUCUGCUUCAGGUGUUGCUCCUCUACAAACCACCUCGCAAGGGACUGUAAAGUUGUGAUCAAGUGUGACGACUGUGACAGCACUGAACAUACCAGAGCGCUUCACCCGGACAGUUCCAAACCUUUGUCUUCGAGCCUCGGACAGCAUCCCGAAGACGACACCAUUCAUCACGGACUAUCACCUGACGUAUCUUCCAAGUGCACCGAGGUGUGUGGGGAAGGUUACGGUGGAAGGUCCUGUUCCAAGAUUUGUUUGGUGAGUGUGUGUCACUCAAGCACACCUCAAAAGGCUGUGAGAAUGUAUGCCAUCUUGGACGACCAAAGCAAUAGGUCACUGGCAAGGACAGAAUUCUUCAACCUCUUUGAUGUCCAGGGAGAGAGUUCGCCAUAUACCCUCAAGACAUGUGCUGGAACAGCAGAAACGACAGGAAGGAGAGCCUCUGGGUUUCUGGUUGCAAAUAUUAAUGGCAGCGUGAAACUACCUCUCCCAACCCUGAUUGAAUGCAAUCAGAUGAUCCACAACAGGAACGAGAUUCCGACACCAGACGCUGCACGUCAUCACCCACAUCUAAAGGCUAUAGAGAGCCUCAUACCUCCAUUGGAUGCGGAAGCUCAGAUUCUGCUUCUACUGGGAAGAGACAUCCUGAGAGUCCACAAGGUGCGUCAGCAGUGCAAUGGGCCUCCUGAUGCGCCCUUCGCUCAACGACUAGACCUAGGAUGGGUGAUCAUAGGAGACGUCUGCCUAGGUCGCACACGCAAGCCGGACUGUGUCACCAACUUCAAGACCAAUGUGCUUGAAAAUGGACGACCCUCCCUUUUUGAACCAUGCCGCAACCAUUUUCUCGUCAAGGAGAAAUUCACUGGUCCCGUCAAUCCAACCCAGCACGUACCACCUACCCAAGGUGUACCCAUCAAAGACUACUUUGUCAAAGAAACGACAGACACGUUGUUCCAGACGACGAAGGACGACGACCAACCAGCUCCAUCGGUGGAGGACAGAAAAUUCCUAAACAUCAUGAACAAUGAAGUCUUCAAAGAUGAGUCAUGCAGUUGGGUAGCCCCUCUCCCUUUCCGCGUGCCAAGACCUCGGCUUCCUAAUAAUAAGGAGCUUGCACAGUCUCGUCUUGCAUCACUGCGACGCACACUGCAGAAGAGACCAGAGAUGAAGGAGCAUUUUGCGACAUUCAUGAACAAGAUGUUCAGGAAUGGCCACGCAGAAGAAGCCCCACCGCUAGGAGAAGAAGAGGAAUGCUGGUAUCUUCCAAUCUUUGGUGUGUAUCACCCACGCAAACCAGGCGAAACCAGGGUCGUGUUCGACUCAAGUGCUCAGUUCAAGGGAACUUCUCUGAACAAUGUUCUUCUCACAGGACCAGACUUGACCAACAGCCUGCUGGGCGUCCUGAUUCGUUUUAGGAAAGACCUCUUCGCUGUCACAGUGGACAUUCAGCAGAUGUUCUACUGCUUCCUGGUACGAGAAGACCACCGAAACUACCUGAGGUUCUUGUGGUUUCGCAACAAUGACAUCCACGACAAAGUGGUGGAAUAUCGGAUGAGGGUGCAUGUCUUUGGUAACAGUCCAUCACCAGCAGUGGCUACAUAUGGACUCCGGAAGACAGCACAGGAAGGAGAGGAAGAAUUCGGCAAAGACGCCAGGGAGUUCGUCGAAAAGGACUUCUACGUAGACGACGGGUUGAAGUCUCUCCCUACGGCAGAUGGUGUCAUCGACCUGCUGAAACGCAUGCAACAAAUGUUGGCAGUUUGUAACCUAAGGCUUCACAAGAUAGUAUCAAACAGCAGUAGAGUGAUGGAAGCUUUCCCCAAGGAGGACCACACAAAAGAUCUAAGGGAACUCGACCUGAGUCACGACAUUCCACCGAUCCAACGCAGUCUUGGAAUUUGCUGGGACGUAAAGAAGGACGUCUUCACCUUCAGGGUUCCAGUUCAGGACACACCAUUCACCCGGCGUGGUGUCUUGUCAAUGGUGAACAGCGUGUACGACCCAUUUGGAUUCGUGGCUCCAGUUACCAUACAAGGGAAGUCUCUCCUACGAGAACUCGUCACAGAAACCUGCGAGUGGGAUUCACCACUUCCUGAAAACAAGAGGAAAGAGUGGGAGAACUGGAAGGAUUCCCUUCAGGCUUUCGAGCAACUAGAAGUGCCUCGCACUUAUGCGGCCGUUUCACUUAGCACGGCUCAGCAGAAGGAAGUGCACAUCUUCUCAGACGCCUCGACCAAGGCUGUAGCAGCUGUGGCGUAUCUGAGAGCCACAGACUCGGAUGGUGCGUGUCAUGUCGGCUUUAUAAUGGGCAAGGCUAAGCUAGCACCACGUCCACAACACACCAUUCCAAGGCUCGAACUGUGCGGUGCGGUGCUGGCCGUGGAGCUGGCAGAGCUCAUUCAGAAAGAAAUAGACACACAACUAGAUGUGGUGCAUUUCUACACCGACAGCAAGGUGGUUUUGGGCUACAUACACAACCAAACAAGAAGAUUUUACGUGUAUGUCGGCAACAGGGUCGAACGCAUCAGAAAAUCUACACAACCAGAACAAUGGCAUUACGUUCGGACCGAUGCAAAUCCUGCAGAUCUUGCUACAAGAUUCGUGCCCGCAGCCCGGCUACAGGAGACGGCUUGGCUGACUGGUCCAGAGUUCUUAAAUCGUCAAGAAGAGUCUUCAUGCGUCUUGCAGAACGAGUUUGAGCUGAUAGACCCAAACACUGAUGCCGAAAUCCGGCCCGAAGCAAGCGUCUCAGCCACCAGUGUGACCACAAAUGGACUCGGGACUAAUCGUUUCAGUCGUUUUUCAAGCUGGCCUAGACUGAUGCGUGCAGUGGCAUACCUCAUACGUGCUGCUGGCGACUUUCGGUGCCCUUCUCGUGCCGACGAAGCUGACCUGCCACGUGGCUGCCUUCAAGCAGGACAGCUAUCUGUCGAGCAUUUGUCUCUUGCAAAGAACCUCGUCAUUCGCUCCGUCCAACUAGAAGCAUAUGCAAAUGAGCUCGAGUGUUUGUCACAGGGGAAAGGAGUCCAGAAAUCAAGUCCACUUUGGAAACUGGAUCCUCGUAUUGAUGACAAGGGCUUGCUGAGAGUCGGUGGUCGCCUCAACAACGCACAGCUGAGUCAAGAGGAGCGGAGACCUCUAAUCAUACCUGGUAAACACCACGUCGCCUUGCUGCUUGUAAGGUACUACCAUGAGCAGAUCAAGCACCAAGGUCGACACAUUACUGAGGGAGCAAUCAGAUCCGCAGGUUUCUGGAUCAUCGGAGCAAAACGCUGCAUAGCGUCGUACAUACACGGGUGUGUCAUGUGCUGCAGACUGCGAGGAAGACAGCUGGACCAGAAGAUGGCAGACUUGCCAGUUGAUCGACUCAGUACAGAACCUGCAUUCACAUAUGUGGGGGUUGACGUUUUUGGACGAUGGAACGUGACUGCACGUCGAACUAGAGGUGGAGAAGCCAGCAGCAAACGCUGGGCUGUGCUGUUUACGUGCAUGAGCAUUCGGGCGGUCCACAUUGAAGUCAUAGAGUCCAUGGAUGCUUCAAGUUUUAUUAACGCUCUCAGGAGAUUUUUCGCACUCAGAGGACCUGCGAAACAGCUGCGAUCCGACUGUGGAACCAAUUUUGUCGGAGCAUGUUCAGAGCUCAACCUGAGAACUAGUGGUCUCGACAACGACAAAGUACAAGCAUUCCUUUCAAGCCAAAAUUGCAGUUGGGUGUUCAACCCUCCUCAUUCUUCCCACUUUGGAGGAGCUUGGGAGCGGAUGAUCGGAAUCGCACGUCGUAUUUUGGAUUCCAUGUUGUUAGAACACGGACCGAGCCGUCUCAGCCAUGAAGUUCUGGUGACAUUUUUGGCAGAAGUUUCAGCAAUCAUAAAUGCUAGACCUCUUGUUCCUGUUUCGAUGGAUCCGGAAUGCUGGGACAUCUUGUCUCCGUCUACACUCCUUACCCAGAAGGUUGGUGGAGACACGUUACCACCCGGCGAGUUCAACGUCAAGGAUCUCUAUAGAAGUCAGUGGCGUCAAGUGCAGUGGUUGGCAGACUCCUUUUGGCACCGUUGGCGACGUGAGUUCCUGACAACGCUUCAGAGCCGUCGCAAGUGGCAGGAUAGCCGUCGAGACCUCAAGGAAGGUGACAUUGUGCUCCUAAGGGACAAACAGGUUCACCGCAACGAGUGGCCUAUGGGUGUGAUUGUGAACACUUUCCCGAGUGCGGAUGGAAAAGUACGGAAAGUCGAGAUCAAGACGGCGACCAGAGGAGAACUAAAAAUUUUCCGACGGCCAGUCACUGAGACUGUCCUUCUCAUCUCAAAAGAAGACUGA